AUGACCAGCUACAACUACAUGGGUAUUGGGUCUUUCAGCGAUUAUUCAGAGGACAAUCGAAGCCCUCUCAGAUCUCAUGGUUGUUGUUCUCCAUCUGCAGGACAGGCGUUGUUCGUCCUCCUGUUGACGUCGGUGAUCUCCCUCCUGGGGGGACUGAUAUUUGGGUAUGAACUUGGAAUCAUCUCAGGGGCCCUGUUGCAGCUGCAGGUGGACUUCCAUCUUCGCUGUAUUGAGCAAGAAGUCCUGGUGAGUUCCUUACUCAUUGGAGCUCUCUUGGCUUCUUUGAUCGGAGGAGUCUUUAUCGACCGGCAGGGAAGACGGAAAGCAAUAUUGGUCAGCAAUGCAGUUUUGCUGUGUGGCAGUCUCAUCCUGACAUUUGCUGGGUCGCUGAUUUGGCUGGUAGGUGGGCGCCUGACAGUAGGUUUUGCCAUCUCUUUAUCAUCUAUGGCAUGCUGCAUAUAUGUCUCUGAAAUGGUGGCUGCCCAUCAGCGAGGGCUCUUGGUAUCCCUCUAUGAAGUUGGCAUCACCAUGGGCAUCUUACUUUCAUAUGCACUGAAUUACAUCUUUACUGACACACCUGAGGGAUGGCGAUACAUGUUUGGCCUGGCUAUUGGCCUGGCCGUCAUUCAGUUUCUCUGUAUCCUGUUCCUCCCCAAGAACUCUAGGACUUGCAAUGUACACUACAGUGUGACUCACAAUAACCUCAUUCAGCCUCAUAACAGUGAAGAUGGUGAAGACCUAAUGCUGCCAUGCCCCAUGGAGAAGCAUUAUUCUUUUGUAGAUCUUUUCAGUUCAAAGGACAAUAUGAGAAGCAGGACUUUGGUUGGUCUAGGAUUGGUCCUCUUUCAACAGUUCACUGGACAGCCCAACGCCCUUUGUUAUGCUUCUACUAUUUUCCGUUCUGUGGGAUUUCAGACCAAUUCCUCUGCUGUCCUAGCCUCUCUUGGCCUAGGGGUGAUGAAGGUUAUCGCAACUCUCUUUGCCAUGGCUUUUGCAGACAAGGUUGGCCGAAGGGUGUUGUUGAUGGCUGGAUGUUUGGUGAUGGCUCUUUCAGUGAUGGUUAUUGGCCUGACCAGCUGCUCUGUUCCAUUAGAGAUGGCAAAAGACUGUGAAACACUCAUAGAUUCAAGCAAUGCUUCCUUCAGUUCCUCUCAUCUCCACAUAAAUUCUGUGUCUCCCCAACCAGCUGCUUCCUAUUUCUUACUGACAUCAGAUACCAGUGAAAUACGAGUUGAUUCAACUUUUGCUAUCAUGGAACCAGCAGUCAAUGCCGAAACAUUUACCAGUAAUAAAAGUGGAGAAAAAAGGGCAACCAUUCCAUCAGAAACUGAGCAAACCGAAUUUCUCACCCAGUCAGUGGAAGAAAAGGAACAGGAAACCAAUUCUUCAAUCAGUGCGGCUUCUUCCAGGGGACAUAUGCUCCUGAAUUGGAUUACACUGCUAAGCUUGAUGGCCUUUGUGAGUGCAUUCUCAAUUGGAUUUGGACCAAUGACAUGGCUUGUCCUCAGUGAGAUCUAUCCAGCUAGCAUACGAGGAAGAGCUUUUGCAUUCUGCAAUAGUUUCAACUGGGCUGCCAAUUUACUGAUCAGUCUUACGUUCCUUGACAUCAUUGAUGUCAUAGGCUUAUCAUGGACCUUCCUUUUCUAUGGACUGGUGGGAAUGGCAGCUGUACUAUUUAUUUAUUUAUUUGUACCAGAAACCAAAGGACAGUCUCUGGAAGAGAUAGACCAUCAGUUCUCAAAGAAGCGGUUGCUACAAAGGAAUACAUGCUGGCAAAAAAUAUGGAACAGAAGACAAAUCUAUACACGUGCUCAGUAUCAAAGAGUAGACCUUUCUAAUACUUCCUAAAAGAGGAGUCAUCAUUCAUGACAUGUCACGAUGCUUAUUUAUAUCAUGCCAGAAGUUUUAUGGUGGCUUGUCCAAAGGAAGAAGUUCUGGAACAUUUGAUGAAAAUCCUGCAUUUAUGCGGGUGGCAGUAUAAUUCCUUUUUAUAAAUAUGCAUAUUUUGUUAUGCAUAGAAUCUAACAUCCUGGCCUCUGGAGGAAUCACAUCUGAUAUUUUCAUGUAUUUUAGAAAUAUUUGAUAAAUAAAAUAUAAAUUAAAGACA
This is a messenger RNA of Candoia aspera, 2107 nucleotides long. It is a transcript of the gene SLC2A10, whose product is annotated as solute carrier family 2 member 10. Lineage: Eukaryota; Metazoa; Chordata; Lepidosauria; Squamata; Candoiidae. The transcript has 6 exons. The record is from RefSeq and is a predicted model, not a curated record. Gene Ontology annotation, cellular component: membrane. Gene Ontology annotation, biological process: D-glucose transmembrane transport; circulatory system development. The coding region runs from base 1 to 1848 and encodes 615 amino acids. Gene Ontology annotation, molecular function: D-glucose transmembrane transporter activity; symporter activity.